Myxocyprinus asiaticus (Chinese sucker) is the source of this 7300-nucleotide messenger RNA. It is a transcript of the gene pip5k1ab, whose product is annotated as phosphatidylinositol-4-phosphate 5-kinase, type I, alpha, b. NCBI's taxonomy places the organism in Eukaryota, Metazoa, Chordata, Actinopteri, Cypriniformes, Catostomidae. The transcript is spliced from 16 exons. The record is from RefSeq and is a predicted model, not a curated record. The coding region runs from base 310 to 2052 and encodes 580 amino acids. Gene Ontology annotation, biological process: phosphatidylinositol metabolic process. Gene Ontology annotation, molecular function: phosphatidylinositol kinase activity.
CACAUCGAUGGAACAUUGACAAGGCAAGACUAUCAUCAGUAUAACACAUAUAUCCUGUUAGAUUAAAAUAGCCUAGUAUAUAUUUAGAUGAGUGCCUUUGACCAUGAAUCUCAUUGUAAAGUAAUAUUCUAUAUGUAAUAAUAAUGUAGUUUCUGUCUGGAGAUACCAGGCACAAAUGGUGUCUGUAUGAUUAUAUGAGAGGUUUUUAUAGACACAGGUCAGUAAAGAGCGCAAGAUAGUCCGUCCUAGCGGAACCGGACACCCUCGGUCUGUCUGUCUGGUUCCGGUCAGGAAUCGCAGUAAACCCGAAUGAAAAUGGCGUCCGCCGGUCCACCCGACACGGGCUUAUCUGCCCCUCCAGGGUCCAGUGGAGUUCGAAAGAUGACUGCAACAGAGAGUAUGAAGAAGACCAUCGGUCACCGGGGAGUUGACCCCACAGGAGAAACCACUUACAAAAAGACGCCCUCCUCUGCCCUAAAAGGUGCCAUUCAGCUUGGCAUCACGCACACAGUGGGCAGCCUCAGUCAGAAAGCCGAGAGAGAUGUCCUCAUGCAGGACUUUUACGUAGUGGAAAGCAUCUUCUUUCCCAGUGAAGGAAGUAAUUUGACUCCAGCACAUCACCAUGGUGACUUCAGGUUUAAGACCUAUGCCCCUAUUGCCUUCCGCUACUUCAGAGAACUCUUUGGCAUUCGACCUGACGACUAUUUGUACUCUCUGUGUAAUGAUCCCUUAAUUGAACUGUCUAACCCUGGAGCAAGCGGAUCGAUAUUUUAUGUCACUAGCGAUGAUGAGUUCAUCAUUAAAACAGUGCAGCACAAGGAGGCAGAAUUCUUGCAGAAACUUCUUCCCGGAUACUUCAUGAAUCUGAAUCAGAACAAGAGGACAUUGCUUCCAAAGUUUUACGGCUUGUAUUGCGUGCAGUCGGGUGGAAAGAAUAUCCGUAUCGUGGUAAUGAAUAACCUUUUGCCGCGCAGUGUGCCUAUGCACCUCAAAUAUGACAUGAAGGGUUCCACAUACAAACGACGUGCCUCCCCUAAAGAGAGAGAAAAGGUCAUCCCCACAUACAAAGACCUGGACUUCAUCCAGGACAUGCCCGAGGGCAUCCAACUAGAACCUGACAACUACAGCGCCCUCUGCAAAACCAUUCAGCGAGACUGCCUGCUGCUGCAGAGCUUUAAGAUUAUGGACUACAGUCUGCUGGUGGGGAUCCAUAACCCGAAUCAGGCGUCUCGUGAAAGGACGGGUGUGGUGGAGGGCGGAGUGUCAGACGGGGCCGUGACACCGGACCACAGGAGACCGCAGGCGCAGAAAGCUCUAUAUAGCACAGCCAUGGAGUCCAUACAGGGAGAGGCCAAAGGGAAAGGAACACUGGAAACAGAGGACCAGUGGGGAGGAAUCCCAGCACGCAACAGUAAAGGAGAGAGGAUUCUGGUUUAUAUUGGGAUCAUCGAUAUCCUGCAGUCAUACAGAUUUAUUAAAAAAAUAGAGCAUUCCUGGAAGGCCUUGGUCCACGAUGGGGACACAGUCUCUGUGCAUCGGCCAGGAUUCUAUGCUGAGAGAUUCCAGCGUUUCAUGUGCAACACAGUUUUUAAGAAAACACUAAAGUCAUCCCCCUCAAAGAAGAGUCGAGGAGGCUGUUCUAGUGUUGUGAGACGGCUUCCCAUGGGAUGCGCUGCUCCCGCACCCAGUGGACAGGUGGUCACUGAUGCCAGCCUUGUGUACUGUACACAUCUUAACCAGGCUGAUACAGAAGGAGAGAGCAGUUUGCAGUCUGGCAGACCUGACCUGCUCCAACGGGCGGAUCAUUUGGCUGCAAGCUCCAGUGAGUUUGCAGAGACAAAUCUGUCCAACUUCUCACUGGGCAGCACAGGAAUGACCUCAUCAUCGCCUCCUACAAGGUCAGUAGGAGUUGAGGUGCACAAAUCUGCAAUCAUAGAGCCUGACAACAGCACCCCCUACAGCAUGGGAGCUGAAUACUUAGAUGAGCAGUUAAGCAAUGAAGACGCCAUUUCACUUAAAGACAUCAUCCCAGAAACUGACAUUUGUUUUUAAGAGCAGAGCUGACUGAUGACAGAGGAGAAUUUGAAAAGAAGAGACGAGGGCACAGAAACGAUGAUAGGCGCCUCAGCGCUGGUAUGAAGGGGUUUUUCUCUGAAUGGGAGCUUUGUAAAGAACUCCAAGUGCUCAGCACAAGAGAUAAUGAGAUGGAUUUUGUAGAAGAGUGAGAGGGAGAAGGAAUGAAGAGAAAGCCGAAGAUAAGAUGGGUAUUGUGGAUUUCCUCUCUUUUUCUCUCACUGCUCAGGAGAUGCUGCUAAAAAUCAGUUUUAACCACAAACUUUAAAAAGAAUCAUGAGAAAUUAUGUUAGUUCUCAGUCUCACAUUUACCACACUUGCUCUCAAAACAGCAAGCAGAAAUGCUCAAACUCAUUUUCUUAGCAUAGUGCUGGGAGAACACAUACCCACACACACAAACAUGCAGUUAGUCAGCACCACUUUAUAUUAUUGUGAAUUUGGAGGUUUUAUUCAGGAUUUAUGUUGCAUAAAUCUUUAUUAGCAUAGAUCCUUAUUUUUAUAGGUCUUUUAGCCUUUAGAUUUCCUCUGAACUGGUGUGUCUUGAAUUAAUGGCUGCUAGCACUCCAGUUUAUUUAUCUCAGAACACAACAUUUGCAUUAUGCCGUGAUGUUGUGGGUGUGGGCAGAUAAGCAGAACACAUUUUUCUUCAGUCAUGCCUAUAUACAGUAUAUAAAAUAAUAAUGAUUUUUUUUUUUUUUUUUUUUUCCCACUUUGAGUAAAACUGGUAAGGGCAUCUUAUUGGUGGGGUUUUCCAGCUCUUUCUGUAUUGAGACAGCAUUUGCCCUGAAAUAGACAAAAAAAAAAAGGUCUAAAAAUGAUUCCCACUUUGUUGCAUUGAAAUGUUAAAACUAUAUAUCUUAUACAAUAGAGUAUAUUCUAUAAAGGCCUCAUUGUGGCCUAGAAUUUUAUGGUUUGGCAUCACUGUUACUUCCAUGACUGCCUUCUCUGUGUUCUCUGUGUAUUUAAGGUGCCACUCAGUUGAUUGUUAUUUUGUGUUGAGCUUUUCUUCUUCAUUUGCCUGGAUUUGCCUUUGCAUCUCAAUGCAUCUUGUUUUUUGAGUUAUUUUCUUUCUCUGCCAAUGAUAAGCUGCCCCUCCACAUUUGGACCAAUUAACUUUCAAGGUAGAGACCAUCUUGCAUUGCAUACUUUUCUCUUUUUAAUGCAUACUGCUGCCAUGCCAAGGCGAAAUAUUCAUGUACUGUAUUUUUGUAAAUAGUUCUGUAAGUAAUUAUUCAUUCUGUGUUCCUGUAUGUGUUAUAAAAUGCUAAUAGUGUGCUCCUAUAGCACAGCAGCUGUUGUCUUUUAAAUAACGCUUAAUGAGUUGACUAAUUGAUGUGCCAUUACGUCUUCCAAUUAUCUGCCUUAAUGCAGCUCUUGAUAGCAGUACUUUGGUAAGAAAACUCUCAUUUCUGCUGGAUACAGAAAUUGCAUGGCCUCCAAACACACGGACUAACAUGGGUGUGCAUGAGGUCACUUCAGAUGAACAUGCUACAGAUUAUUUUUUUUUUCUGCAAUACAUGUUUAUUUUUUCUAGUUACUAAUCAUUUCAUACUAAAGCUUUUUUCUGGCAUUACACAAUCCUAUAAUGUGUAGAGAAGACUGACAAGACUUUUAAGCAAUUUGAAUUUCAGUAAUGUGAGCUGAAAUUACAUUUUAAUGAGUUGGAUCUGUAGAUGAGAAAUUUUGAGAAACUUCUCAACUGAAUACCAAUUGACAGCACACAACAUGUUUUUUAACUACAGAAACUUUCCUAGUUACAGUUUGACUCACCUUGAAAAUAAACCAAUUAUUUGAAUGAACUGAGUGAAGAAACAUGGAAGACAGUGGACACUAAAAAGGCACAUGUGAACAUUUUAGUUAACAAAGGAGCUGGAAAGGAAACCAAGGAGUCUUUUGCCUAGUAUGAGCUCUCUGAUAAAUCCACCUUCCCAUUAUCUGAACAAUACAGCUUCUGUUUCUCAUCCUCUUCAAUCAUGAACAGAGGAAGUAGUUUUUAAUGGGGCCCAUUUUGUGACAGGCAUUACUUCCACUUUCUUAAGUGCCCAACCACGCAUUUCUUGUUGGCCUGGAUAUCUCUGCCACACAGAUCUGAGACUGUGUAGUUUUGAAGUAUUUAGAAGAAUAGCUGACAGUAAUGGACUGAACAAUGGAGUCUUGAACAAUACUUCUGUGUUGUCCCUAUUGAAGACAGUUGAUCAUCUCUUAUAAACAGUAGUGUGGGACUGAAGUCAUCUUUUGCCAAGGAUUUGCACUUGCGUAAAGAGAAGUUUUCAUGCAGGUAGAAAAUGCACCUGAAGAACAUUAACAGUCUUUCCCAAGACUGUUAUUGAUGAAAGUACAGAAUAGCUUUCUGUCUUCACAGUGGAUGCAGUAUUUAUGCACAUUCAAGUUGUUGUUGUUUUUUUUUUAAAAUGUUUUUUAAGUAUGUUAAAAAUCAAAUUGUAGAAUUUACAGAAAGAAGUCAAUCGGUUUUAUGAUGAAGUAACAGCAAAAUUUGGUUUUGUUUGGUCAAGUGGGUCAAUUUAUUUAUUGUUUGCCUUGCUCCGUUGGUUUGGAUCAUUUCAGUGUCUUUUAUUUUAUUUUUAUUUUUUUUCAUUUUGUAAUUCAAGUCUUUGUCAGAUGUCUCACAUUAAAUCUUGUUAUGGAACAUUUUGAUCAUCCACCUUAAUGCUGCACAAAACUUAAUACGGCUGGUGAUAAUAGCAAAAAUUGUCUACCCCACAGCUAGUUUGGUUCAUUUAAUACUAUAUCUGAACUACUAGUUGUCCUCUGCAAUUGUACAUUUAAGGAUUUGUAUCAAUGUUUAUUUUGCCACUGAUCUUACAAACAGAAAUAUAUGCAAUUAAAGGGAAUAUUCCGGGUUCAAUACAAGUUCAGUCGAUAGCAUUUGUGGCUAUCGCAAAAAAAUUAUUUUGACUUUUCACUCCUUUAUAAGCAAAAAUCUGGGUUCCAGUGAGGCACUUACAAUGGAAGUGAAUGGGGCCAAUCUGUAAAUGUUAAAAUACUCACUGUUUCAAAAUGAUAGUCACUAGACAUAAUAUGCGUGUAAUAAAAUUGCUUACUAACCUUUUCUAUGUAAAGUUAUAGCAAAUUUGACUAUGUUGCCAUGAAUAAAAAGAUAUAUUUUAACCAUGAUGAUUUAAACAAUGUUACAGCUCAAAUGAUACAUGAGUUUUAACAGAAGAAUUAAUGUAAGUGCUUUUAUAAAAUUAUAAGCUUCACAUUUUUGCCUUUAAACCCUCCAAAAAUUGGCCCAAUUCACUUCCAUUGUAAAAGAUUUGAUUUUUAUUAACAGUACCCAAAUUAACAACUUUAACAUUGCAAGUUUACAGUAGAGUAGUAGAGUUCCCCUCUUUGUUGAAGGUUGUGAUGAAACCAAAUCACUUUUAUAAAAAUGGCCUAAAAGUGCACAUGGUUGUAAUAAUUUCUCUUUUCAACCAUGUGGCAUUUGUCUUUUAUCUGCUCUGUAAAAUGCCUGUUUCAAUGCUUUUUAAGACCUUUUUCAAAUUAAGUUGAUUUAAGGUUCUGUGGAUACGUAGCAAAAACUGAUCUUGGAUCACCUCUCAGUGGCUCGGUUUCAUUCGGUUGGUUUGUGGGGUAGAUUUUUGCAUGGGUAGAAAUCUAAGCACACCAGUAUGGAGUCAGUUUUUAGUCCAGAUUUUUAUCCUUCACAAUUCAGACCUCACUCUUAUUCCUGUUUCUGUGUGAUAUGUUUUUUGUUAUUUAUAUCUAACCGUGUAAACGCAACCCAUGUUUCUGAUCUCAAGAUGACAAGAAUCACUGCCCUCUGACCAAAACUCACUAUAGAGCCAUAUCUAUUUUUUCAUGAGCUAGAAAUGUGUUUGUCUUGCUAGGCUUCUGCUCCUCUAAAACCACACUAAACAUCUUUACUCACCCAGUAUAUUGUCUCACUUCUACAGUGGUCCCAAAACUGACACUGAAAUUGAAAACUGAAAGGGAACUCUAAUGCAUUGAGCAGUCAAACAGAUGGUCAUUCUUCAUAUGCUUUAGCCCCUGUAGGACUUUGCCCAGUGUUUUGUAACUUUGAGAAGAUUUGUUUUGAUUAGUAACCAUAGUGAAACUAAGAAAUGCAUAAGACACAUCAGUCGUGCACAGUGGACACAGUAUCAAAUGCUGAUAAUACAGACAUGAAACAGACAACCAACCCAUUUCAAUUUAAAUGUUUCUGCCAACAUAUUUCAGUGAUUGUAUUUAUUAAGAAAUGUCUUGUUGUUUUCUUUCUCGUGUUUACCUUGUUUGCAUGUAUGAAUUUUGAAUGCUUUAUGUAUACGUAGAUGAUUGUAUUAUGUAAUCUGGCAGAAAGUAAUUUCUGUAAUCUAAGUAGUGUGUACAGUACUGUGCAAAAGUUUUAGGCACUUGUGGAAAAUGUUGCAUAGUGAGGAUGUCUUCAAAAAUAAUGCCAGAAAUAGUUUUCAUUUAUCACUUAAUGUCAUACAAAGUCCAGUAAACAUAAAGCUAAAUCAAUAUUCGGUGUGACCACCUUUGCCUUUAAAACAGCACCAAUUCUCCUAGGUACACCUGGACACAGUUUUUCUAGGUUGUUGGCAGAUAGGAUGUACCAAGCUUCUUGGAGAAUUCGCCACAGUUUUUCUAUCUAUUUAGGCUGUCUCAAUUGCUCCUGUCUCUUUAUGUAAUCUCAGACUGACACGAUGUUCAGUGGGGGGCUUUGUGGGGGACAUGACAUCUGUUGCAGGGCUCCCUGUUCUUCUAUUCUAAUCUUUUCUAUUUGCAGAAGUAAUGUUUGGGACAUUUAUAUUUCCUAUUGACACACUAAAGCUGAAGAUAUAAAUACCAUUUUAAGACAAAUGUUUUUGUGAAACAUCUUAUGUGCGUAAGACUUUUGCACAGGACUGUAUUUUAUUUUGGGUGGGAGGGAAGCGCUUGACAAUAUAAACUUUUUUUUAAAUUUUUUGUUUAAGAUGUGUUUAUGGUUAAUGUUCCUAUUCUUUAUAAAUCUGUGACAGCUUUUCAGCUUUUCUACAUGUGAAUGUUGAGUGGUGUCAGGAACAAUGACUUAUGACUAUAUUUUUACUGGGCCUGUAUAAAAUGUGUACAUAAUAUGUAUAUAAGCAAGUCACGGAAAUGCCUUUUUUCUCGCGUGGUGUUUCCAGCCGGUUUCUUCUACCAUCUUUCAGUAAUGUGGUGGUAGUGUUUUUUUUCACAUUGCCAUUCUGAAAAACAAAAUAAAAAUAAAAUAUUUUCCAAA